UACACAAAUGAUAAUUAGAUCUUAGACUCACAAAAAGGUUGAAAAUGAUGUUCCUUGAAAUUCUGUUUCUCCUGGGCCAAAUAAUUGUCAGCCACGCAUCAGAUCAUUGUGAUUCUCUGGAGGGGGUAUUGGCAAACUACCCCCAGUGCACAGCCAUUGAUUGCAUUGGUCUCACUUGCACGCCACCAGCUCCCUUUGAACACUUCACUGCUUCGUUUACAGUCAUAGAAUGCACGGAUCCAGUUCAAGUGAAUUUUACGAUUUUCUCAAGCAGUGGAGCAAUGUUCACAAGUUUGUUUGAUCGCAGUCAAGUGGUUCAGUUUGGUGGGGACAUGAGUGUCAAUGUGCAGAUGUCUCGCAAUGCAACACAUUUGGACUUUCAGGCAACCAUCUUCCACACUGCUACUGACUCAGUCACUCUCUUCCCUGAUUCGUUGAUUCCCCUCAACCCAGCCGACUGUAUGUGCUCAUCUCUGCAGGCUCUUGCUCAGAAACUAGAGAGUAUUCAUCCCAUAGUCGAGUCCGACUGCGUGACUACUCGAAACUGCACUGGUGUUCGAUGUGCACUCAAUAUAUCUGCUGACUUCACUGCAAUGUAUUUUGGUGAAGUGGUGGUUCUUCCUUGUUUGAAUGCUUUGGAGUUUUUGGUGGAAAAUUUACAAAGUCAAGCACUAAUUAUGGAUCGAUUUCAAGGGCCUAUUAAUGAGAACAGUACUAUAGAUAUUGGUGGAUUUCCGUUUAUUGCCGGGCAAAAAAUAACUGUGCAAGAUUACUCCAUGACGGCUAACUCCUUCCUCUAUGGAGAUGGUAUAGGUACAAUCAUGGUCAUACCUCAACAAACUAUCAUCCUCGAUCGAACACAGUGCAACGUUCCCGAAUUCCCAACAGUUCCCAUGCCAACCAGACUCCCACCCCCUCAGCCGGUAGCACCAGAUGCAUCGUCAGUAUGUGUAUCAUUGCACAAACUUGCUCAGGAUAUUUACGUAACUUCGCCUGUAUUUCGAUGUGAGCUAAAUGAUGCUUGUGAGUCUGGAUUCACCUGCGUGUUAAACGUUGUGUUUACUGAGUACAAAGUGGAUAUCAAGAUUACUGACAAUAGUGUGAUUUUCUCAAUCUUCAGUAUAGAUGGAAAGACUAGUUAUGGAGAGUUUAAGGGUAAUACUACUUUUAGGUUGCCAGAACCUCGUGGAGCAUACCUGGAUUUCAAACAAAAUGUGGAUGGUCAGAAAGUUGGAUUUAUGCUCCAGCUGCGUGUCUCUUUCCUGACGACUGGACAACAAACGGAGGAACUGAUUCCCUUCACCGUCAUUGCCUUCCCACCCCCCCAAACUAUGAACACUACCAACAUUACCGUCGUCGUGGUGACUGUGGUUAUUGCCAUACUACUGAUAAUCAUCACUGUGUGUGUGAUUCUGCUGAUAGCAGUGUUGUGUCUAUGCAAGCAAAAGAAAUCGCUGAGUCAGGGAGAACCAGCCUUCGAUUUCCGGGAAAUGUCUGAUUCAAAGGAAGGGAGCCGGUCUCUCAAGACAGCCGUUGAUGGUACACUAACCACUCAAGGCAAAGGCACUAAAGAUGGACAGGAGGUGGAUGAAGAGAUCAAGGUGGACUUGUGAACAGAGCUAACUUCAGCAUAAUUGCCAUGUAUUGAAGUCAGAGUAUUGAAGUUUGCAGAUUUAGUGGGAGGGGCUCAAUUAUAGAAUGGGUGUGCUAUUAAGGUGUGGUCUACAUUGCAUUG
Halichondria panicea is the source of this 1735-nucleotide messenger RNA. RefSeq lists its product as uncharacterized. The transcript is spliced from 5 exons. NCBI's taxonomy places the organism in Eukaryota, Metazoa, Porifera, Demospongiae, Suberitida, Halichondriidae. Bases 45 to 1613 code for a protein of 522 amino acids. The record is from RefSeq and is a predicted model, not a curated record.